AUGAUUAGAUUUAUUCAUUUAAUAAGUCUAAUCCUUCUUCUAAAUAUUUCAUUCAUUGAAAAUGUUGAUCGCAAUAAUUUUAAAACAUGUGAACAAAGUGCAUUUUGUCGACGACAACGUAAAUAUAAACCUGACACAACACCUUAUGAAGUUGAUCUUAGCUCAAUGAAAACAAUAACUAAUGGACAUUUACAAUUUUCACUUCUUAAUACAUUAAAAUCUCAUGUAAAACUUCAAUUAGAUUUAUAUACACUUCAACAUAAUUCAUUACGUGUUAAAAUUAACGAAAUUAAUCCUAUAAGAAAACGUUAUGAAGUUGAACGUGUACUUGUUAGUGAACCAAAACUUGUUAGUGUUAAUAUAACAAAAUCGGAUAAUAAUCAAAUUGAAGGUCGUUUUGAUAAAACAGCUCGAUUUAUACUUAAUGCAAAACCAUUUCGAUUAGAUUUGUUUACAAAUGAUAUAUUUGUAAUGAGUGUUAAUUCAAAAAAUAUGUUUAAUUUUGAACAUUAUCGAAAAAAACCAGCAUCCGAUGGUGCACCGGCUGAUAAUAACGCAGAAGAUAAUGAAGAUGGUAUGUGGGAAGAAACAUUUAAAUCUCAUCAUGAUUCAAAACCACAUGGUCCAUCAUCAAUUGGUAUUGAUGUAAAUUUUCUUAAUUUUGAAAAUGUUUAUGGUAUUCCUGAACAUGCUGAUGCAUUUUCAUUAAGAUCAACACAUGAUACGGAUCCAUAUCGUUUAUUUAAUCUUGAUAUUUUUGAAUAUGAUAUUAAAAAUCCUAUGGCUUUAUAUGGUGCAAUUCCUUAUAUGCUUGCUCACAAUGAACAUGCAACAGUUGGUUUCUUUUGGUUAAAUGCUGCCGAAGGUUGGAUCGAUGUUUCAAAUGAUAAAUUAAAUACAAAAAAUUUGUUUUCCACUAUAACAAGUUUUUUUGGUACUAAAUCAAAUGAAAAUAAUGAAGUACCCGAAGUAACAACACAUUGGAUGUUUGAAUCAGGCAUUUUUGAUGGAUUCUUUUUUAUGGGUCCAACACCUAAUGAUAUUUUCAAACAAUAUACAGCACUGACAGGAGCUACACCAACUCCACCGCUUUGGUCAAUUGCAUAUCAUCAAUGUCGUUGGAAUUAUAAUGAUGAAGAUGAUGUACGAGGUGUAAAUAAUGGUUUUGAACAACAUCAAAUUCCAGUUGAUGUUAUUUGGCUUGAUAUUGAACAUACAAAUGGUAAACGUUAUUUUACAUGGGAUACAUCGAAAUUUCCUAAUCCAGAAAAAAUGCAAGAUGAUUUAGCUGUUUACGGAAGAAAAAUGAUUACAAUUAGUGAUCCACAUAUAAAAAAAGAUGAUGGAUAUCAAGUAUAUGCUGAUGCAAAAUCACGUGGAUAUUUUGUUAAAUCAAAAGAUGGAUCAGAUUAUGAAGGAUGGUGUUGGCCAGGUUCAUCAAUGUGGCUUGAUUAUUUCAAUCCUGAAAUUUAUAAAUGGUAUUCUCAACGUUAUUCUUAUGAUAAUUAUAAAGGUUCAACACCCAAUCUUUUUAUUUGGAAUGAUAUGAAUGAACCAUCUGUUUUCAAUGGACCUGAAGUCACAUUUCCAAAAGAUGUUGUUCAUUAUGGUGGAUGGGAAAAUCGUGAUGUACACAAUUUAUAUGGUAUGCUUCAACAUAUGGCUACAUUCGAUGGUCUUCUUGAACGUUCAAAUGGAAAUAUUCGUCCAUUUAUAUUAACACGUUCAUUCUUCGCCGGUUCACAACGAACAUCAGCUGUUUGGACAGGUGAUAAUGCUGCUCAAUGGAGUCAUCUUAAAAUAGCUGUUCCAAUGUUAUUAAGUUUAUCCGUAACUGGUAUUGGUUUUAUUGGUGCUGAUGUUGGUGGAUUUUUUUUUAAUCCUGAUGCAAAAUUACUUGUUCGAUGGUAUCAGGCUGCAGCCUUCCAACCAUUCUUCCGUGAACAUGCACAUAUUGAUACAGCUCGUCGUGAACCAUGGUUAUUUGGUGAUGAUAAUACACGACUUAUUCGACAAGCUAUUGAACAACGUUAUAGUUAUUUACCUUUUUGGUAUACAUUAUUUUAUCGACAAGAAAAACAUGGUGUACCACCUAUGUUACCUUUAUGGGCAAAUUUCCCACGUGAUACAAAUACAUUUAAAACCGAAGAUUCAUAUAUGGUUGGUAAUGGUCUUUUGGUUUAUCCUGUAACUGAAGCAGAUAUCAAUCAAGUUUCAGUUUAUUUUCCAGGACAAAAUACAGUUUGGUAUGAUAUACGAACAUUUACUCAACAUAAUGGUUCUGAAACAGCACUUAUUAAUGUUGAUAUGGAAUCUAUUCCUAUUUAUCAAUGUGGUGGUACAAUUAUUCCACAACGAUUACGUAAACGCCGUGCAUCAAUGCUUGCCAUACACGAUCCUAUUACUUUAGUUGUUGCACUUGAUCGAAAUCAUGAAGCUGAAGGUGAACUUUAUUUGGACGAUGGUCAAACAUAUGAUUAUCGUCAAAAACAUGCAUUUAUUCAUCGCCGUUUUACAUUUAAAAAUAAUGAACUCAAAUCAAUAUCUCUUGAUAGCUCAGCUAAGUUUGAAACAGAUGCUUGGAUUGAACGUAUCGUUAUUGUUGGAUAUCCAAAAAAUCCAAGUCGUGUAGAAAUCAAUUCAGGUGAUAAACAAGCCAUUCCAAUUCAUAGUUACCAAGAUGGAUCUCAAGUACUUAUUAUCCGACGACCGGGUCCAGCGGUAACAACUGAUUGGACACUAACACUUUCAUAA
Molecule: messenger RNA, 2754 nt
Organism: Adineta steineri
Lineage: Eukaryota; Metazoa; Rotifera; Eurotatoria; Adinetida; Adinetidae
Source: the annotation of a GenBank genome assembly